Molecule: messenger RNA, 4849 nt
Organism: Caenorhabditis auriculariae
Lineage: Eukaryota; Metazoa; Nematoda; Chromadorea; Rhabditida; Rhabditidae
Source: the annotation of a GenBank genome assembly
AUGGAGCUGAACGGACACGGUCCUAAACCCAGCCAUUACAGGCCAUCAGCAAAUCUCAAGUCGAAAGAGUUGCAGUUUCGGGAAUUUGUCGAGCGCAAGCAUCGCGUUAAGCUUGGUGAGUUCGAAAAAAACUCAAGAUCCUGAUUUUAUAUUGAACUUCAGCCAAUUACCGAGAGUUGCACCGUUGGAGCUGUGACAAUUACGCCGAAUUCUGGGAAGCCGUUGUCAAAUUCGCAGAGAUCAAGUUCCAUGACGAUUAUGAUCAAGUGCGUUCUCUUUCUUUUUUGUAACUUCUUUAUUGUUAAGGUAAUCGAUAAAUCGCAAACCAUCGCCGACUUCCCCAAAUGGUUCGAAGGUGCCACGUUAAACUACACCGAGAAUGUCAUUGAACGCGGUUUCAAAGAAAAUAUAGCUAUUAUUGACGAAAGUGAGUUUUCUUUUCUGAUGAGGAGCUUCAAACCACAGACAUUUCUAAAAUAAAUGGUCAUUUUUCAGAAAACAACGGUGUUUCUACGAGUUACACAUAUGAACAGCUACGAGAAGAUGUCUAUCGCGUCGCCACAUCGCUGCGAAAUUUCGGUCAGAGAAUUCCUACCGGUUUUUCGAAAAGGACAACUUCCAACAGAAUCCAUUCAAAAACUAACAAUUCAACAAACAUUUUCAAAUCAUAUUCCCAGAAAAAAAUCUUGAAACCUCACGAAGCAGGUUUCCGAGAAAAGCUUAACUAUUUAUUUUUUUAAAUGGUUUUUCUUCCAGGAAUCGGCAAAGAGGAUACUGUCUGCGGUUUCUUGCCCAAUAACUAUGAAACGGCCGUCGCCAUGUUUGCUACAGCUGCGGUCGGCGCUUCUUGGUGCAGUGCUUCAGUUGAUUUUGGGCCUGCUGGUGUUCUUGACCGGUUCAAACAGGUUUCAACAUUCAUUUGUACAACCUCAAAAGAAAAGUUUGCAGGUGAAUCCCAAGAUAUUGUUUACCGUAAACAGCGUAACCUACAAGCGCAAGCAUCAUGACUUAUCGCCAAAGCUGAAUGAAAUCGUGGCAGGUCAGGUUUCAGAUAUUGAAUAAAGCUUUUCGAAUAUAAAUGAUCUUCUGGAAUUCUGUCAAGAAGAGACCGGAUCUCAAAACUUCUACUUCAGGCCUCCCCUCACUCGAAAAAGUCGUCGUGAUGACCAAAUUCACCAAUGAGCCGCUCAACCUGGAAAACUACAAGGAGGCCUCGAAAUUCCAAGCGGUUGACGAUUUUAAAGUUCCUUUCGACAAAGUCCCUGAAAAGUUUGAAUAUACUAUGGUGAUGAACUUCAUAUAACGGAAUUCAUAACUGGCUUUUUAGGUUCCAUUCUCCCAACCGCUUUUUGUCAUGUUUUCCAGUGGAACCACGGGUAUUCCCAAAGCGAUGGUUCAUACUGUUGGAGUAAGCUUUAAGAGAUGUAAUACUAUCGCCUUGCUCACUACUUUCAGGGAACUUUGUUGAAACACGUCGAGGAACACAUUCUUCAAGGCGAUUCUCGGUCUUAUGACCGAAUGUUCUUCUACACUACUUGUGGAUGGAUGAUGUGGAAUUGGUAAGUUUUUACGUAUUUUUUUAGUAGCUACUAGGUCCGAGUCAAAAAAAAUGACUUGAGGGACAGAGAAAACAAAAAAAUAUUCAUUCAAGGUGCGACAAAUCACUCCUAAAAAUUUUUCUCAGACUUCUCGGAUUUUAAAGGCAUAGGGGCAGUAAAAAAACGGUGUUUCAGUUCAAAGCAGUACUUUGUAGAGCUUUUCAUUGCGAAUCGAACGGUGAAUUUGGAAAAGUACAGAACUUCCUAGUUUUGGAGAAAAAAUAAUUCAAAGUCGGAGAGAGGAAAGUUUGAGUUCCCGCGAAAAGGGCGCUUUGCAGUAAAGUUGCUCUAUGGACAACAGGCUUCGCCAUCUUCCGGAUUUUCGCUUUUUUCUUCGUUUCUUUCAAUUUUCAAUUUUUUCUGUUGUCACCAAAGUUCUUUUCGUCACAAAAGCUUUCUAUGCAUGUAUAAUUUGCAAACUUUGGUCGCAAAAAAGCGUUUUUCGUGAAAAAUGAUGAUUUUACCCAGGUUUUGAUUGGGAUUGCGAUUAUUUGUGUUUUCUUUAUCAUCAAUGAGUGUUUCCUGUUUUUUUGUUCGUUUUUUUCAGAGAAAGAACCCUUAAUUUGAAGCAGAUAUCAGUUUAUUUCACAAAAAAUGCAAGUCUAAUAAGACGUCCGCAACAUCGCGUGCACGGCUACUGUAAACAUUUGUCCGUAGGCCGAUCCAAAGCUUUUUUCAAAAUUAAAGGCGGGAAAGUAAAGUCGCGUUUUUCUUCUAAAGUUGUCACAUCUGUAAUUUUUUUGAGUACACCAUUCGAUUCGCAAAGAAAAACUGUAUAAGAUACUGCUUUCACCUGAAACCCCAUUUUUAACUGCCCCUAUGCCUUUAAAUUUUGAAUAUUAAAUCUCAUGAAAGAUUUGGAGCUAGAUUUCUGUGAAAACUACGUCUUCUUAUACAACAUUUUCAGGAUGGUCAGUUUCCUUUACUGCGGCGGUUCUCUAGUUCUUUAUGAUGAGAGUCCUCUGGAACCGGACAACCACAUUCUCAUGAAGGUCGACUUUUUCCAGUUUUUGUGAAUCCAUUUUAAAUUUCCAGAUAAUCAGCCGGAACAAGGCUACGAUGAUUGGAAUGGGCGCCAAGCUUUACGACGAAUUCGUCAAAAUGAACUACCGUUUUUGUGAGUUUGAUGAGAAGUUCUCACAUACAUUUUUUUGGGUUAAGAGCUUUUAAAUUAAACUAUGGGUUCUCCGAAAAGAUCUCAGAUUUUCCAUCUCAAAGUUUAAAAAAAAGUUAUCAAUUUGAAAACUUCAGUUUUUUUUCUAUUCCUUCUCAUCGAGAGAAAAUUACUCUACCUUCAAAAUAAAAGUUUUACGGAUUUCCCAUUCUGCAGGCGAUUCCUACUCGCUCGCCCAAGUUCGAACUGUUUACUCUACUGGAUCCCCAUUGAAGCAUGAGACUUUCGACUUCAUCAACACCCAUAUCAAUCCUGCGGUUUGCUCCAUUUUCCACAAGAAUAUUAAAUUUUUCGGCUUUCCAGGCUUUGAUUGCUUCAAUUUCCGGAGGCACAGAUAUCAUUGGAUGCUUCAUGGGAGGCGUUCAUUCACUUCCAGUCAAUUCUGGAGAAUGUCAAUGCUUUUUCCUUGGAAUGGAUAUUGCGGCUUAUGAUGAAGAAGGUUAGAAUUCCAGGAAAAUACCUCAAAAAAGGUUCGAAGAAGCAAGAACUUAAAAGAAAAGAGUCAAUUUUUACAAUUGAAGGAAAAUUUGAAACAUGAAGUUUUCUCACGAGGUACCAGUUUUCUAACCAGAGUCUUAUCUAGCUCUUUCUCAAAAACAUGGUUUUUCCGGUUCUUUUAUUUCCUGGAGAAAGAGCUGAUUCAUUUUUAAGCGGCUUUUUUUAUUUUUCUCGCCAUCUGAAAUUCAUGACUCCGAAAAAGAGGUUCAAGAUUUUCAACUUUUUAUUUUUCUGAGUUAUUCAUUUCAAAACCAGGAACCCUUUUGUUGGAGAUAAAUUCAAAAGGAAAAUUCUAGGAAAGCCUGUGGAAAACGAACAAGGCGAAUUAGUAUGCCUGAAGCCGUUCCCAUCAAUGCCAUCGCACUUUUUGGGCGACAAAGACCGCUCAAAGUACAAGAAGGCCUAUUUUGAAAAAUACGACGGGAUUUGGGCUCAUGGAGAUUAUUGCAAAAUUAACAGUCGGACUGGAGGCGUCGUCAUGUUAGGAAGGUGUGAUAACAGUUAUUUUCGUGGUAAAAAUAGAGCUCAGGAGUGACGCGACAUUGAACCGAGGCGGUGUUCGCAUUGGGACUGCUGAAAUUUAUGCCGUCGUUGAAACUUUCCUCGAAGUUUCGGACAGUAUUGUAGCAGGCAAAACAGUGUAUGUUCUUGAUUUUGUGGACAAAUAGUUCCAGUUGUUGAGCUGAGAAAGUCAGAAAAAAAGAUCACCUUUGAAGUCAUGGAAAAAAGUUUGGAUUCAAUGUAACAGAUGAUAAGUUCCCCAAAUUGGUAAAAUACGUCCGUUUUAAAUUGGCCGAGUCUUAUAUACUUGGUUUUAAAUUUCUUGAAACUCGGCUCUUUUCAAAAUGGCAUUUUCGAAAAAAAUGUCGAUUUCGAUCAUGGUUGCGAUGUUUUUUUCAGAUUAAACUAUAGCCAUGCUUCUUUUUAUGAAAAGUUGAAAAAAUCUUCUACGUCAUUAUAAAAUUUCUGACACUAUCCUUUAUUUCCUAUCAGUAAGUUGAAAAUCAUUUUUCCCUUUCAUGAAGACCGUGAUACAUUUUAAAGCUUCAGAAUUAAAGAAAACUUCUCUAUCUGUCUGAAUGAAUAAUUAACUUUUUGAAAAAUAAGAAAUUGCGCAGGUUGACGCUUUGAGGGUUUUCAUUAUGUGUUUCAAAACUCAACCCUCCAAACUUUUUCUAAUUCUGAUAUCUAUCUAUUUUCAGCGACGAGGGAAGCGAUGAGCUCGUCAUCUUGUUCCUCAAAAUGAACGCCGGAUACGAGUUGAAUGAUGAACUCAGAAAGAAGAUAUGCACCAGAAUUCGCAAUGAAAUGUCCCCCCGACAUGUCCCUAAUAAAAUUUUGGAAGUCGAGCAAGUCCCGGUUGGUUUUUGAUGUCGGGUUUCGCAAUAAACCGGACAUUUUCAGUACACCAACAGUGGAAAAAAGGUUGAGAUCGCCGUCAAGCAGAUUAUCAAUGGUGAAACGGUACGAAAAAUCAAGCUUUCCAGUAGAAAAUGAAGUUUUUCAGCCGAAGAAAGCUUCGUCGCUUCGGAAUCCAGACUCCCUGGAUUGUUAUGAGCAAUUUAAGUCAUUGAAUUAA